AACAAACUGAACAAGCCAAACCCAUAGUCUGUUCAACAGAAACAAAAAGCUUAAUGUGGUUUGACUGGUUUCCAUGAAACACUUUUUUUGGUUGCGUUUCCUCAAACAACAUUCCGCAUGAACAUCAUAAGUACUAUGAUUGGUUGAUAGAAGUCACAUUCUGUGUAGUUUUCAUCAGUAUAUGUUUGAUUGUUACGGAGCUGACAACGAGAGGAUCAUCUGACAACGGAAACGGUGAAUUAGACUUGGUUCUUCAAAUGGCUGCAGCAAGUGAAAAACAUUGGGUAAUGCUUGUCGCUGGUUCAAAGAGAUGGAAAAACUACAGGCACCAGGCCAACGUGUGUCAUGCCUAUAAGAUAAUGCAUCAGAACGGGGUUCCUGACGAUCAGAUCGUGGUGAUGAUGUAUGAUGACAUCGCUUAUAAUCCUAAAAACCCUUAUCCUGGAAACAUUAUCAAUAAACCAAAUGGGCCGGAUGUGUAUCCAAGGGUUCCAAAAGACUACACAGGAGAGGAUGUGACACCUGAAAACUUUCUGGCUGCACUCACAGGAGACAGAAGUGCCGUGAGAAAGAGAGGCCCGAAAAAAGUCAUUACAAGUGACAAAAAUGACACAAUAUUCGUUUACCUGACGGAUCAUGGAAGUCCAGGUUUAUUUGGUUUUCCUAACAGCACUCUUUAUGCCCAUGAUCUUAUUACAGCGAUCAAGAAAAUGGUGAAAAAUCACCAGUUCUCUAAGAUGGUGAUAUAUUUGGAAUCCUGUCAUUCUGGAUCAAUGUUCGCCCACCUCCCCAGCAACGUGCAUGUAUACGCAGUGACUUCAACUAAAGCAAACGAGAAGGGCUAUGCCUGCUAUCAUGACCGUGUGAGGAAGACCUUUCUCUCUGAUGAAUUCUCAGCUGUUUGGAUGGACUACAAAGAAACGGUUAACCUUGAAAUAGUAACAUUCCAGGAUCAGUUUCACAAUCUUCAGAAAAAGAUGAAGAAAUCUUGCUCCUGUCGCUUUGGAGACAUGACGGUUAGUAAACGUCCAAUCAGUGAGUUUUUGAAAAACACCCCUCGAAGACAGAGGAAUAAACCUCAGGAGCUCGUGUUAACCGAUUUGACUUCCACCCACGACGUCCCUUUCAAAAUCCUAAAUCACCGAAUUGAAACAGAAACUGAUGCAGGCAGAAGGCAAGAUCUGAUCAGAAAACUUGAUGCUCUUCAUCGGACUAAAGCUAAAAUUGAAAGAACUGUUGAGGCUAUCACCCGCUACUUUCCUAGUGUAGCUGAGGAUGAACUGGAUGGGGAUUAUAGUUCUGCGAUUGAUUUACAAGAUUUUAAAACUGUAGCUGAGCAUUUCAGGACAAGAUGCUUUAACUGGCAUGAGGAAGAGUUUCAGAUGACUUUGUCCUACAUGCAUGUAUUUGCUCAUCUCUGUGCGUGUGGAAUUGAAGUAGAGAAAAUCAAAGAGGUCAUAACAACAGUCAGAGAAAGAUCCAGUGUGUUCCCAUAGCUUAUAAAAGCGUGUGAAAAUCAGACUAAAUGAAUCCUUACAAUGUGUAGAAAUAAUGAAAGUUGCUUAUGUUUAAAAAAGUCCAACCUGUGAGGGAAUGUGCUCAUGUAUCAACCAUAACUGUGGUUAAAAGAAGACCUUUUGCAGACCUUUUUUCUCACUAAAAGACUCAUUUAUUUUAAUUCUUUCGUAUCUUUCAGCUAACGCGUCUAUUAAAUCAGGAUCAGUAUAAUCGUCUCGCAGUUGAACACACUAAGUUUCAUGCCAUUGGAUUAGUGUAGUGCUUUUACAAUACAUAAUGUUCUAAACACAAAAAAAAUGCCUGCUAUAUUUAAUCACACUUUCAUGAGUUUGUAAGUAUGUGCUCAUCUGAAAAUUACUCGCUGUGCAAGUCAACAAAAACUUUCUAAAAUUAUUAGAAAGAAAACAAAGGGCUCAUGUUCUCAGGGAGGAACAAAUUUAAAGGAUCAUAGACAAACAAACAAAACGAAUGAGCAAUUCAGUUCUGUUUAAUAUGAACAAAUAAAAAACACACUUAAAAAAUAAACGUAACAAUAUUUUGACUUGCUUCACGAUACCUUAUGCAUCAUUUAAUGUUAAAGAGUCACAGCUUAUUGUAAAGUUUGCUGGUUCGUAUGAACACAAACAGAAUCUUAAUUUUAAUAUACACUAUUGUUGUCAUAAUAUCAGAACACACAGUGACCGGAAACCAGUUCACACCUGAUGUGAGUGAUUAAAACCGUAGAUACUCACUUGCUUAACAUGAAAAGAAAUAAAAAAACAGGUAUUGUUAAGAGAUUAGUCCUGGUUCCACCCCCAAACCCAGCACAUAUUUUACGUUGCUUUUAUCUUGUCUACUGCUACAGUAUUCAUAUUUGACCUGUAAUUCACCUGCAUUUGAUUGAUCUGAGUCAUGUAUUUUAGUCAUUUGUUCUAUCUUUGAUCUCUGAUUGUUAAUAUAAAAAAUGAAAACAAGUAUAUUAAUUGUAAUCAAUGAAUAGAUUGUUCUCACUGUUAUUAGACAACAAGAGCAAGACAAUACAGAACGAUAAUAGUGAGAUCACACACAAUACCAUUUAAAAUACAAUAAAAUGACAAUUCAUGCAGAUUGAUUCAUCUCAUGCCAAACACACAAAUUAAAAUGAUAGAUGUUCGAUAUUUAUAGUAGCUUUAUAUAAAUUGUAACAAAAUA
Molecule: messenger RNA, 2688 nt
Organism: Triplophysa rosa
Lineage: Eukaryota; Metazoa; Chordata; Actinopteri; Cypriniformes; Nemacheilidae
Product: legumain-like
Exons: 14
Coding region: 258-1496 (412 amino acids)
Biological process (GO): vacuolar protein processing
Molecular function (GO): cysteine-type endopeptidase activity
Source: RefSeq, a predicted model, not a curated record